Molecule: messenger RNA, 1443 nt
Organism: Paramisgurnus dabryanus
Lineage: Eukaryota; Metazoa; Chordata; Actinopteri; Cypriniformes; Cobitidae
Gene: sumf2
Product: sulfatase modifying factor 2
Cellular component (GO): endoplasmic reticulum
Source: RefSeq, a predicted model, not a curated record
UCAGUGACGGCGGAGAGGAACACUGAAUGACAGAAGUUUGUUGUUGUGCAUGUGUUCAUUCAUUGAUUUCUUCUGAAUCAUUUUAUAAGAAGUUUAACGUGUUUGCUCAGUCACUUUCUGAGUGUUUGAUGAUUUGGACAGCGGACGAAAAUCCCCUGUGACGAUAUUUAUCAUGACGAUUUUAUGGAAGACCUUAUACAUUUUAUUGUUGUGGAUCACGUCGUGUGCAUCAGUUGAUGAUAUGGUGCUUAUUCCUGGUGGAAAAAUUAUGAUGGGAACCAAUGUACCCGAUGGGAUAGAUGGAGAAUCACCAGCACGGGCUGUGAAUGUCAAGCCAUUUAAAAUGGACAAAUAUCCCGUCACUAACUCUGAUUUCAGGGAAUUUGUCAGACUGCAGAAAUAUAAAACCGAAGCUGAAACAUUUGGUUGGAGUUUUGUGUUCCAGGAUUUUGUGACAGAUGAACUAAAGAGCAAAGUCACUAAGAGAAUUGAGUCUGCUCCUUGGUGGUUACCAGUCGAAAAGGUGUUUUGGAGACAGCCAGCAGGUCCAGGAUCUGGAAUCAAAGACAGAUUGAAAUUCCCUGUGGUCCAGGUGAGCUGGAAUGAUGCGCAGGCCUACUGUCAGUGGAAACAGAAAAGGUUGCCAACUGAGGAAGAGUGGGAAACGGCUGCACGUGGAGGUCUUGAAGGCAGGGGAUACCCAUGGGGCAACAAGUUCAUGCUGAAUCGCACCAACCUUUGGCAGGGCCCGUUUCCAGAUGGGGACACAGCAGAAGAUGGCUAUCAUGGUGUAGCUCCUGUAACUGCGUAUCCUCCACAGAAUACCUAUGGACUUUAUGAUAUGCUGGGUAACGUCUGGGAGUGGACCUCAUCCCGGUUUUCUGGUGCUCAAACCAUGUAUGUCCUGCGUGGGGCGUCAUGGAUUGACACAAUAGAUGGCUCAGCCAAUCACAGAGCUCGUGUCACUACUAGAAUGGGGAACACACCAGACUCGGCCUCUGAUAACCUGGGCUUUCGCUGUGCUGUGAGCUCAAAGGCAAAACAGAAGACAGACAAAACGAGAACCGAGCUUUAAGAGACACAUUUUUCAACUGAUGGUUCAUUAUAAAAUGAAUACAACAUUUCUCCUGUGGAGACAUGAACUUUUGAAACUGUGUUUAUGUUUACAUUGUUACACAGAACACAUACUGUAAUCCUAACAUCCUGUGAUAGUUGUCUUUUAUUUUAUUGUAUUUUCCUUUCUUUAUGAGGAGUAUAUUGUGGCCCUGUCUGUGAAAUGAAGGCUACGGUCUCAUAAUCUAAUUGAGAUUCCAAGCAUUCACACUGCUUUCAAUAUUUAACUCGAGCUUACUCAAUAUUGACAUCAAGGUUAUAUUUUCACAGAAUGUACUUUAUGUACAGUAUAGGAUCAUUUUAUGUAGAAAACAGUAAAUCACAAAAAAU